CCGAAGCGUUGCCUGAAAGAAACUUUAAAUGCGACUUUUGUCAAGUUUGAGCUUAGGUGCAAGUUUAGGGGCAUGACUGACUAUUGUUUCUCGAUUUGGCUAAAAGCCUUAAUUGAGGCUUUAAUAUGGCGGCCAACAAGUCAGUAGAAGAUGAAUACAUGCCACGUCCGAACCAGAGAGGUCGAAACAUAACACAGAUAGGCAAUAAGAUCACAAAGAAGGGAAACACGGUGAUAGAGAUAGGGAACACUUCAAAUGUUGCCAGUGGUGAUGUGUAUCAGAGAGAUAAUGAAAUUACUGAGGAAGGGAACUUUACCUAUCAAUCAGGAAAUGUAACAAAUGAGACAGAAUACGACGAACAUCAUGAUGAAGCGACAGAAGCAUCGGGUGUUGACGAUUCCACUGACCAAACUAUACCCAUUCGAGGAAAACUGAGAGACAAACACAGAAGUAUAUUAACAAAAGAGUAUAAAUUCUUACUUGAGGAACUCGAUGCUAAGCAAUUAACAGCGCACCUGUUUUCUAAAUGUAUCAUAGACUUGGAUGCUCAAAACGAAAUUCUGGAACAGAAGUAUAGAAAGGAUCGCACACGUGUUUUACUAGAUAAAUUAUUAGACUCUGGACCACGGAGAGCAUUUCCUGAGUUCAUAAAUUGUUUAGAAAGUGAAUACCCGCAUGUUGCAAAGAAAUUAAAAGACCAAAUGUAAAUUUCUACAGCGGAUACUUAAGUUUUAAAAGCUUAGCUUUUUGUAAGCAAGUUUAAUAAACCAAGGUUAUUAAAUAACUUAUUUAGUUGGUAAUGUAGGUCUAUGUUUUUUUUAAAUAUUUUCUUUUAUUUGUUUUUUAUAAAAAAGAUGUGCAAGAUGUAUUCAUUAUUAAACAUCUACAUCAUUUACUUAGCUUGGUGUAUAUAAUUUCGUUUCCUCUUGAUAAGUGUAUAUUGUAAUUCACUUAUAAAUAAUUUUUAUUCGCUUAUAUAAUUCACAACCAGUACUUUCUUUUUUGCUCUUUAAAAAGAUUAAAACUAUUGAAAUAGUAUAUAUGAUUUUUAGCAUAAAUA
Molecule: messenger RNA, 1060 nt
Organism: Physella acuta
Lineage: Eukaryota; Metazoa; Mollusca; Gastropoda; Physidae
Biological process (GO): regulation of apoptotic process
Molecular function (GO): death domain binding; protease binding
Source: RefSeq, a predicted model, not a curated record